AUGUUUACAAUUCCAUAUUGCUAAGAAUACAUACCUUUAGAAAAACUUUAUUUAAUGAUUGUCCUAUAAUCGGAUAAUUCUAAAAAUGUGAAUUACUAACUGAGGAAAUUAAUAAUUAAACUGUUUAAAAUUAAUGCAAAUGUGAAAAAUUUGGAAGCAUCUUUUUAAUCAAAUACCUUAACAACUCAGUUAUUCAAUAAAAUAUCCCAUUGA
Messenger RNA from Paramecium primaurelia, 213 nucleotides. NCBI's taxonomy places the organism in Eukaryota, Ciliophora, Oligohymenophorea, Peniculida, Parameciidae. The record is from the annotation of a GenBank genome assembly.